UUUGCUAUCAAAGCAAACAUUUGGUGCUAUCUAUGCAUUAACAGCUGAUUACUUAUCGCUAAUUGAGCUGUCAGUGCGCCUAUUUAAUUCGCAACAAGUGUGAUUAUAACAUUAUUAAGCAAAAAAUGUUGCGUGUGCUAUAUACAACGUUAGCGAAGAGCUCAAAUUUAGCAGCAACCGCUGCGACGGCUUCAAUGCAAGCUGGCAGCUUUCGGAAACAAAGUACAAUUAUUAAAGAAUGCGAUGGCGUACGUGAAAUCGUACUAAAUGAUCCCAGAGCACGCAAUACACUCUCCAGCGAGGUAAUGACAUCGAUACUGGACGGCAUUACAAAGAAUGUGCACGAUGAAAGUCUGCGUUGCAUUGUAAUUAGUUCUACUGGUCCAGUAUGGUCGGCGGGUCAUAAUUUGAAGGAAAUUUCAGCAUCCAGCGAUAGCGGUCAUGCGAUCUUCAGUCAACUUGUUGAUAUCAUUUUGAAUAUUUACAAGUCACCCGUGCCAAUAAUAGCGAAAGUAAAUGGUAUGGCUACUGCUGCAGGUCUACAGUUGGCUGCUUCAUGUGACAUGGUUGUGGCAUCUGAUAAAGCCAGUUUUGCUGCUUCAGGCGUCAACAUUGGUAUUUUCUGCACUACACCGGGUAUUGCCAUAUCACGUGUUAUGCCACGUAUGAAGUCCUCUUACUUGCUAUUCACUGGUUUUCCCAUCAACGCACAAGAUGCGCUAUCGGCCGGUUUGGCUAGCGUUGUGGUGCCCGAAACACAAUUAGACGCUGAAACUGACAAAAUAACACAAUCGAUUAAGGAUAAACCACGCGCUAUAUUGGCCAUGGGUAAGGCCUUCUACUACAAACAACUGGGUUUGAGUGUCAAGGAUGCCUACGAUCAAGGCACAGAUGUGAUGGUUAAAAACAUCGGUAUGGAUGAUGCGCAGGAAGGUUUAAAGAGUUUUGUCGAGAAGCGUAAACCAAAUUUCUCAAAGAAGUGAUAAGUGCAUAACUAAAUGUGAAAAUUGUGUUUGUUGCCUUGAUAAACUAAGCAAUGGUGCUACUUCGUGGCUUGGUUGUAACUGAAAUGCAUUUAUUUUAUAUAUUAAACGGUUAUUUUUUGUUGAAUGUUUACACGAAAUGUCUGCAGAUAUUUUUCUACUGUCGUCAGGCUAGUGCAUAUGCAAAUUUACGCGACAUGUACUCAUUUUCGUGCUAAUAAAAUAUAUAUUUUCGUAAUAAAGAUUUGUGGUUAUUUUAAAUGAAAAGUGUUUAAUAAUUGUGAAAAUGUGUAUAUUUAUGAUAAUUGAGUGAAUUGGUAACGCAAUUAAAGGCGAUUAUAUAGCGCAACGUCAGCGCGGUUGUUAUUGUUUUAGCAACAUAAUACAUUCUCAAAAUAUUUUUUGGGGAGUACUGGCGUUUUAAAGUUUUUGGUCGCAUAAAAAUCUACGUUUAAUCUUUUUACACAGGACGCAUCUGCACGUACCCAAUUAUUGUUUGUAGAAUCAGUUUUUGUUUCAUUAAUACUAAAUAAAAUCUAUGUGUGCACUUAAUCCCUGUUUGAAAAUAAAACACAAACACUCUCUGUAUGCUUUCUUUAUUGUAUCUUCAGUUUUCUCCGCAGAAAAGUACAAUUAAAGAAAAUGUUCUUCACAUGUUGAAUCUAUUGAUUAUCUAAAUAUUAACUUCUUGUUGUUGUAUUUAACAUGUAUUAUUAUUAAUAUAUUUCGUGUGUUUAAAUAGUGAAUUGAUGUUAACUAACUAUUGGCAGCGUCUUCUCUACGCUACUUAGUUUAACACGAAUUUAUUAAUACAUUUUGUAUUGUUUGUUGUUGUUGAUAUUAUUGUUGUUUGUACAACAAUUUAAUGCAUUUAUUUGCACAAAUUUUUUGUUGUUUGCUUUGACCUAUGCAAAGUCAUUUUGUGUAUUUUUCAAAUAAGUUUUUGCUUUGCUUUUCUUAUAGUUUUUUUUCGCUUGUUUAUUUUGGUAGCUUGUCCAGUGUACACCUCAAGAGUUGUGUUGUUGCUCGUGGUAGUUGCGUUUGUUCGUUGUGCAAUAAAGUUUGACAUUUCUGCGCGUUUUAUUGUUGUUGCGCUAAUCACUUGAUUUUAUGUGUUGGUUAGCGAGUGUUUAAUGAGUUGGAAUUUGUAUUUGCGUUUUUUAUUAUUAAUU
Zeugodacus cucurbitae (melon fly) is the source of this 2155-nucleotide messenger RNA. Its product is annotated as enoyl-CoA hydratase domain-containing protein 3, mitochondrial. Gene Ontology annotation, molecular function: hydro-lyase activity. The transcript is spliced from 6 exons. NCBI's taxonomy places the organism in Eukaryota, Metazoa, Arthropoda, Insecta, Diptera, Tephritidae. The record is from RefSeq and is a predicted model, not a curated record. Gene Ontology annotation, cellular component: mitochondrion. The coding region runs from base 126 to 983 and encodes 285 amino acids.